Messenger RNA from Ylistrum balloti, 1002 nucleotides. RefSeq names its product putative quinone oxidoreductase YhfP. The transcript has a single exon. NCBI's taxonomy places the organism in Eukaryota, Metazoa, Mollusca, Bivalvia, Pectinida, Pectinidae. The record is from RefSeq and is a predicted model, not a curated record. Bases 1 to 1002 code for a protein of 333 amino acids. Gene Ontology annotation, molecular function: acryloyl-CoA reductase (NADPH) activity.
AUGAAAACUUACAAAGCAUUUCAAGUAAUUGAAAAAGAAGCAAAACAAUUUGAAAGAAAAGUUGUUGAAAUGGAAAAACCUAAGAUUGAGUCGGGUCAGGUUUUAAUCAAGGUACAUUUUUCUUCGAUUAACUACAAAGACUUUCUCUCCUCCAUCGGCAACAAGGGAGUAACCCGUAAUUACCCCCAUGUUCCUGGAAUUGAUGCAUCUGGCGUGGUAGAAGAAAGUCAAUCCGCAGAUUUUCCACCUGGCACCGAGGUGAUUGUCACAGGCUUUGAUUUGGGAAUGAAUACUGAUGGGGGCUUUGGAGAAUACAUCCUUACUCCUCAAGAGUGGGUAGUGAAAAAGCCGGAUGGGUUGAGUUUAGAAGAAGCCAUGAUUUACGGAACAGCAGGCUUUACAGCUGCACAAUGCAUCGAAGCUAUUUUAGGCAAUACUGACCAUGAGCAACUCAUGUCCAAGGAGGUUGUCGUUACAGGAGCAAGUGGGGGAGUUGGAAGUCUUGCAGUGAUGAUCCUGUCUCACCUCGGCUACUCGGUUCAUGCCCUUAGUCGAAAGGAGGGGGAUUUCCUUAAACAAUGUGGUGCGCAAGCUGUCGCAUCACCAUCCGAUUGGCAAGCGGGUUUGGAUGAGAAGAAACCUCUUCUCCAGGAGCAGUGGUCAGCAGGAGUCGAUACAGUAGGGGGAAGUAUCCUUAGCGAUGUACUUCGAACAUCGGGCUAUCGUUCAACAAUUGCUUGUUGCGGAAUGGUUGCGGACAUUAAGCUCACUAGUAGUGUUUUUCCAUUCAUUCUGCGUGGCGUAAAACUUUAUGGGAUUGAUAGUGCGAUGUGUCCCAUUAAUCUAAAAAAACAAAUAUGGGAUCGCUUAGCUACCAAUUGGAAACCUCAAAAGCUUCAUGAUCUUAAAAAAGUGAUUGGAUUGGAUGAAUUAGAAGCAUCUUUAAUGCUCAUGAAAGAAGGAAAAUCUCAAGGGAGAAUUGUGCUUCGUCACAAUAUUUGA